UCCAAUGCCGUCUUAGCUCAGUGGUAGAGCGCGUGACUUUUAAUCCCGUGGCCGUGGGUUCGAUCCCCACAGACGGCGUCAAUUUUCUUUUUUCUUUCCGUUAAAAUACUUUUUUUUUAUCAAAAAGAAGAUAUAUACAGGUAUAACAAAAAGGCCUGGCCCAUCGAUAGGCCGAACAUUCAGGCCCAUUAAAUCUCUGGUUUGGUGUUAUUUUUUCUCCCUUCCUUUCGCAGCGUCGCCGAGAUUCUCAUCGGUCCUCCUCGCCUCUGCUCUUUCGUCCGUAAAGCUGUUCCUCGAGCCUUGUUACUUGUCGGAAUCUAUUAAACCAAGAUGGAGUUGGACCCAAAGAAGGUUGUUGAAGUAUACGAGAGAUAUGAAGCUGUUGGUGAUCAGUUUCUACUUGUUCGCAAUCAGAUGGUGGAGAAUGAUAGGGAGAGGAACGCGAACCGAGAGGCUCUUACAGCACUUAGGAAGAAAGCCAAGACAACAAAGACUAGCGUCCCUUCUCCUUUCGACUCUAUGAUGAAGGAUACGCACGGGAGCUCAGCCAAAGCCUUGAUUCAAGAAGUUUGCUCGACGUGUGGAUCUCAUGACUCUACUGAACCCACCUGGAUGAUGCUCCCAGGAACAGAUCUUUUCGCUGCGGUCCCUUUUCAUGCUGUUCAUACAAUGCUAGAGAAAGAUGAAAAGAGAAUGGAGUUUGAAUCAAAGAAACUGCAGAGCUUACUCAAGGAGAAGACUCUUUUGUUAUCUGAACUUGGGGCUCUUGCUGAUAGUGUUCCUCCAAGCGUCAUCAGAUCGCUGAUUACGUUAAAGGACAAACCUUCAGUUCAGUAGUACUUGGAUUGACACAAACAGCGUUAUCCAUUUGUGAUGUUGAAGGAUCAAGUCUUCUUGAAUGUUGAAACCUUUGAUUAUAAUUAAAAAUCAUGAAAUUCCAUUGUUUCUUCUAAUAAAUAAUAUUAUAUUUUUCUACUGAUUAAUAAUUUUCAAAGUUUAAAGUAUAAAAUAAUGUCAUGUGAGUCAUGCCUAAUGGAUAACGUUUUUCAUAAACUUACAAAUAACAUUAUUGACAUAAUUUUUUUGUUUUUUUUUGUUUACUGACAAUUAUUUUAGAGAUAUUUAUAAAUUUUAUAAUCUCACUCCCAUUUAAAAUCGGAAAGCAAUCUUUAUACGGUGGGUUUUGAUUUCUGUUGAACAAUAAAGAAAGCUGACAAAGAGGAGCAAGCAAGAUCAAGACAAAGAUCUUCUUUUGCAUCAAGACAACACUAGAGUUUAUCUUAAACUAUAUUUGAUUCAGACAAUCUCUCUUUCAAGACCGUAUCUUUCCGGCAAAGCUUAAACCCUCACCACAGCCAAGUGUUUGCCUUUUUUGCUCUUCUCUAUUAAAAGAUUCAGACUUUCAGUUUCAUCUCUGUCUUUGACUUUUUGUUUUCUCUCAGGCGAUCUAAAAAAAAUCCGAUGAAUUCACAUCUCUUCCGAGUAAUCUGUAUACUCCACUCCGUAAUCGCACUCACGAGCGGGACCCUGAUGAUGUUCUACACAGAGAAAGCCUCCAUCUUUGGCCACGGCAGCGACAUAGCUAACAAGCUCAAAGGCUCAACGCCUCACGACGAGCUGCUCAUCCGGAUCUCUCAGUCUUUCUCCGGUUUGCUCCUCUUUGCCAUAGGUUUGGUGCUGUUCAUGGUGUCCUUCGUUAAGGAUACAGAGUUUCAUGGCUUUUUCGCUGGAGGGUCGGUGAUUCUCUAUGUGCUUAUGGCGUUGUGGAGAGUUGUGUUUGAGUGGAAGGUUGAAGAUCUUGCGUUUGAGUGUCCUAAGCAAGCACUUGGAGAUAUUGCUUUGGCUGUUUCGUGGGUGUUCUUUCUAGUUUAUACUUGGAGGGAGAAGUAUGAUUGAUUGGUUGAUGAUGCAAGAGAACCAUUAGCUUUGGUGGGAAGUGAAGUGUCUUUAGAUCAAAACCAUUGUUGGUUUCCAUAGUUGUCAGAAGAUCAAGUGUGAAUUAAUUGGAUUUUGUUGUUGAUAUAGAGGAAUUGUCAAUGAAAAUAAAGUGUUGGUGACUA
Messenger RNA from Brassica napus (rape), 2060 nucleotides. RefSeq lists its product as uncharacterized. NCBI's taxonomy places the organism in Eukaryota, Viridiplantae, Streptophyta, Magnoliopsida, Brassicales, Brassicaceae. The coding region runs from base 331 to 837 and encodes 168 amino acids. The transcript has 4 exons. The record is from RefSeq and is a predicted model, not a curated record.